AUGGUGCGUCUGAGGGAAAUCCCAAGGACGGCCACGUUCGCCUGGUCGCCUGGCGCUGCCUCACCAUUGAUCGCAACUGGAACCCGCGCUGGCGCUGUCGAUGUCGACUUCUCUAACAAGACAUGCCUCGAGCUGUGGGAUCUGGGCCUUGACCGCGAAGAUGCGAGUGAGGAGCUGCAGCCGCUAGCUAAGGUCGAUACCGACUCUGGCUUCAAUGAUGUGGCCUGGACAACGUCCGAAGACAACAAACGGGGUGUGAUUGCGGGUGGCUUGGAGAAUGGCUCACUGGAGUUGUGGGAUGCUGAUAAGCUACUUGCUGGAUCCAGUGAUGCAUUGAUUUCAAGAACCACUAAACACAGCGGCGCCAUCAAGACCCUUCAGUUCAACCCGAAACACCCGAACCUUCUGGCAACCGGUGGCGCAAAGGGAGAGCUGUUCAUCUGGGAUCUAAACAACAUCGAGAACCCAUUCCGGUUGGGCAACAAUGCGGCCCGUACAGAUGAUAUCGACUGCUUGGAUUGGAACAGGAAGGUUCCUCACAUUCUGGUCACUGGUAGCAGCUCCGGCUUUGUGACAGUUUGGGAUGUCAAGACGAAAAAGGAGAGCCUGACAUUGAACAACAAGGGCCGGAAGGCUGUCAGCGCAGUCGCAUGGGACUCAGAGAGGCCCACAAAGCUUAUUACAUCGUCUCCUCUCGACUCAGACCCAGUGCUAUAUGUCUGGGACCUGCGCAACUCCCACGCUCCGGAGCGGACACUCACCGGCCACGAGUCCGGUGUGCUCUCACUUUCUUGGUGCGAGCAUGAUCCAGAUCUCCUUCUGUCUUCCGGCAAAGAUAACCGUAAUAUCUGUUGGAACCCGCAAACCGGCCAGGCUUAUGGAGAGUUCCCCGUUGUCACAAACUGGACCUUCCAGACCCGCUGGAACCCCCAUAACCCGAACUUCUUCGCAACCGCGUCGUUUGAUGGAAAGAUCUGUGUCCAGACCCUGCAGAACACUAAGACCGAUAACGCCCAGGCCAUCGCCGAUCACAACCAAGCCCUGGACGGCGAAGACUUCUUCAACAAGGCGCAAACGCAGCCCCAGGUCUCCAAGUUCUCCCUUCCGAAGGCCCCUCGCUGGCUUGAGCGGCCCUGUGGUGCUACUUUUGGUUUCGGAGGUCGGGUCGUUUCCUUCGGCCUGACCGAGAAGGGCUCUCGUACAUCCAGUAUCAAAAUCACACCGUUCGAGGUUGAUGAGAGCGUUGGCAAUGCCACUGAGAGCUUUGAGACUGCAUUGAAAGAGGGUGAUAUCAGUACUCUCUGUGAGUCACGCGCCUCAAGUGCUUCCAAUGAAGCAGAAAAGGCCGACUGGAAGGUAAUGCAGGCUUUGAUCUCCGAAAACCCACGCAAGGGCUUGGUAGAGUAUCUCGGAUUCCAGGAUCAGGUUGACGAGGCCGCCGAUAAUCUCGCGCAGCUUGGGUUGGACAAGAAGGAAGGCGAGAGCACCAAUGGCGCUGCCGCCAAACCUGCUGGUGUUAAGAAGCACAAGCGGUUGCAAUCCAUGUUCGAUGCCAACCCUGAAGGUGACAGCUUCCUUUCCGAACUGGCUGCCUCUAAGGGUGCUCAAACCAACAACCCAUUCCAAAUUUUCAAUGGCUCGGAAAGCCAGGCAGAGCAACAAAUUACUCGGGCUUUGCUCCUUGGGGAAUUCGAGAAAGCUCUGGAUGUUGCCCUCCGGGAGGAUAAGAUGUCCGAUGCUUUCAUGAUUGCUAUCUGCGGUGGCCCGAAGUGCAUCGAAAAGGCGCAGGAGUACUACUUCUCCAAGCAGGCUGGCGGUCCAAACUACAUGCGCUUGCUCGCAUCUAUUGUGGGCAAGAACCUGUGGGAUGUGGUCCACAAUGCCGACUUGUCCAACUGGAAGGAAGUUAUGGCUGCCUUGUGUACCUUUGCCGACGAGAAGGAAUUCCCUGAUCUCUGCGAUGCUCUCGGUGAUCGCCUUGAGGAGCAGAUUCAGAACAGCGACGAUAAGAGCGCCCGCAAGGAUGCUUCUUUCUGCUACUUGGCAGGCUCGAAGCUUGAGAAGGUUGUUGCCAUUUGGGUUGAGGAGCUCCGUGAGAAUGAGCAGAAAGGAAUUGAGAACAACACUGACAACUCUUCCUUCUCUAUCCAUGUCCGUGCUCUGCAGGGCCUGAUUGAGAAGGUUACCAUCUUCCGCCAAGUCACCAAGUUCCAGGAUACAGAGCGGAACAAGGAGUCGGAUUGGCGCUUGAGCGUCUUGUAUGACAAGUACAUUGAAUAUGCCGAUGUUGUCGCUACCCAUGGACGUCUGCAAAUUGCUCAGAAGUACCUCGACCUUGUCCCCGAGAAGCACCCUGAAGCUGAGGUGGCGCGCAACCGCAUCAAGCUUGCUACCAGACAGGUACCUCAGAAGGCCCAGCCCGCUGUCGCAGCCAAAUCUGGCUUCAAGCCCCUCCCGCAGCAGCCCAACUUGUACCAGCCGACGAACGCUUACAAUGCUGCUGCUAUUCCACCACCGGCUGCUACUCCUAACAUCUAUGCGCCUCCUGCACCUGCUGUUCCCCAGCAGGCUAACCCAUAUGGCCCUCAGACUACCUCCCCGCCAGCUCAGCCUGCCAACCCAUACGCUGCCUACGGACAGGCAACUGGGUACCAGCCAACUCAGGGGAUGAGACCUACCAGUUAUACUCCACCGUCUGCAUUCGGCGGACAACAGCCCACAGGUGCUGGUGUCCCUCCCCCUCCUCGUGCGUCAUCUAACCAGUCGCCGGCCAACACGAUCACAACAUACACCACGGCCACUGGCCUUCCUGCGUGGAAUGAUUUGCCAGAAGGCUUUGCUAAGGCUCCUACGCCCCGCCGGGCCUCCCCCGCUGGUGCUCCGCGCGCACCAUCCGUGCCUCCCCCACCAAAGGUGGGCUCCGUGCCUCCGCCGCCGCGCAUGAUGUCGCCGCUAUCUGGUGCCCAGGCUGGAUCUAACAUCCCGGGGCCUUCCCCGCCACCCCCUGCCAACCCAUACGAUUCUCUCCCUCAGUCACCGCCGUUGACUCAGGGGUCAACCAUGGCUCCCCCGGCAUCGAUCCCUCGCGGAGCAUCGCCCUACAACGCUCCUCCUAGCGUGCCACCCCCAACCAACCGGUAUGCGCCAAGCCCGGCUGCCCAGGCCGCUGCAAACCCGCAACUGCAGAAUCGUGGCCCUGUGGCUCCACCUCCCCAGGCUGCCUCGCCAUACGCCCCACAAGCAGUAUCACAACCUCCUGCGGCAAACCCAUACGGGCCCACUACGCCUGUUGCUACACAGCCUCCACCUAUGGCCCAGGCCAUCCCGACGCCGCCUCAAGGAUCUCGACCUCCCACGGCCCAGUCGCAGAAGCCAACUCCUCCGGCUCCCAAGUAUCCCCCCGGUGACCGUUCACACAUUCCUGCAAACGCACAGCCUGUCUUCGAGAUUCUAUCGGCAGACAUGCAGCGUGUCAAGACCCGGGCCCCUGCGGCAUUCAAGGCACAGGUUGAUGAUGCCGAGCGUCGCUUGAACAUCCUCUUUGAUCACCUCAACAACGAGGACUUGCUCAAGCCCAACACCAUCGAGGACAUGGCGAACUUGGCCCGCGCUCUCCAGCAACGUGACUACAAUGCCGCCCUCGCUAUUCAUGUUGAUAUCAUGACCAACCGGACUGACGAAUGUGGCAACUGGAUGGUCGGUGUUAAGCGACUGAUUAGCAUGAGCCGCGCUACCCCGUAA
This is a messenger RNA of Penicillium crustosum, 3741 nucleotides long. It is a transcript of the gene sec31, whose product is annotated as putative protein transport protein (SEC31). The transcript is spliced from 9 exons. Gene Ontology annotation, cellular component: COPII vesicle coat; endoplasmic reticulum exit site. The record is from RefSeq and is a predicted model, not a curated record. Bases 1 to 3741 code for a protein of 1246 amino acids. Lineage: Eukaryota; Fungi; Ascomycota; Eurotiomycetes; Eurotiales; Aspergillaceae. Gene Ontology annotation, molecular function: structural molecule activity; protein binding. Gene Ontology annotation, biological process: endoplasmic reticulum to Golgi vesicle-mediated transport; endoplasmic reticulum organization; intracellular protein transport.